Haemonchus placei is the source of this 1464-nucleotide messenger RNA. The record is from the annotation of a GenBank genome assembly. NCBI's taxonomy places the organism in Eukaryota, Metazoa, Nematoda, Chromadorea, Rhabditida, Trichostrongylidae.
AUGGGUGAAGAGGGAGUCAAAAAAUUUGGAUCGUUGGCCACAUUGGAGGCAGUAAAGGCCAUCCAGGAGAACUCUAACAGCUUAUCCAAUGAAAAGAAGGGUGAACGCAUGGAAGUGGAUCCAAUAGAAAGUCAGCAUGAAGCAGAGCUUUUAGCUGAGUUUGAACGCAGGCGGCGAGCUCGAACCUUGACGUUGCCCACUGAUGACGUACAAGUAAAGCUGAAGUUGAGAAAGUUAAAUCAGCCGAUAUGUUUGUUUGGAGAAGAUAUAUUGGAUCGUAGAGAACGUUUACGUGCGUUACUCUCUACCAUGACCGAGGAUGAAGUCGCUGCUAUUCUGCAUACAGAAGAGGGUUUUGUUGAAAAACCAGACGAAGAGACUACUACUUGGUACCAUCGGGGUCCAGCAGCAUUGCGAUCAGCCCGAGUUGCGAUUGCAGAUUUUUCUCUUCGGAGAGCAAAAGAAAGGUUAAUGCGUGCUCGACAGAAUGCAGCGCGACCGCCUCACGAGAAAGCCUUGGCACGGCAAGAAGCACACAAAUGGAUACAGCAGUUAAAUCUGCAUGCUUCUCAGGUAGCAGACAGUCGGCCUGUUGCGUACUGUGAAUUCUCACCGGAUUCUGAACACAUUGUAACUGCCGGCUGGUCAGGACAACCAUCAGUAUGGAAGAGAGAUACUUGUGAACGUUUGAUACGGUAUACUGGACAUCAGGGCCAAAAUGGUUGUGCUCGAUUUCAUCCUCAUGCUUACAUAUCUGCUGAUGCCUCUACAUUAAAUGUAGCGAGCUGUGCCCACGAUGGAACGGUUUACUUGUGGUCCUUGGACAACGACAAGCCGAUAGGUGAGCUGGAAAAGCACGAGGCUCGAGUGUCUCGACUUGCUUUUCAUCCAAAUGGCCGACAUUUGGCUACAGCAUGCUAUGAUUCUUCAUGGCGGAUGUUUGACGUCGAGACUAGUGAAGAAUUGUUGUUUCAGGAAGGACAUGCCAAGUCUGUAUCAGAUGUGGCAUUUCAUCCAGAUGGUUCAGUAGCGCUGACAGGUGGAUUGGAUUGCUACGGAAGGGUGUGGGAUCUGCGCACUGGGCGCUGUAUUAUGUUUUUAGAUGGUCAUACAAAAGAGUUGUAUACUGUCGAAUGGCUUCCAAACGGGUAUGAGAUGGUGACGGGAAGUGCUGAUAACACUAUUAAAGUAUGGGAUCUCCGUAUACGUAAGAAUACCUACACGAUGCCAGCGCAUUCUAGCGUUGUAUCAAAAAUCAAAGCAGAUAAUCAGGGACAAUAUCUGGUGUCGGCCAGCUAUGACAAUUCCCUCAAGAUAUGGUCUUCAUCAGGAUGGCAACCGUUAAGGCAAUUAAAAGGGCACGAUACCAAGGUUAUGUGCGUCGAUAUCAGCCCAGAUGGCAAAUGGAUUAUGUCGUCAGCAUUUGAUCGUACAUUCAAGUUGUGGACUCAGUCAGAGUAUUAG